CUCGAAACCUUCAUGCGUCGCGCUGGACAAUCCCUUCGGCGCUGCCGUCCGUCGCGACGAGCAUUCUCAUUCGAUGCCUCCAGUCCGGGCUGCGAGCUUACAACGCUCCCCAACAAAAUUCGAGUCGCGACUCAAGCCACACCUGGCCAUUUUUCUUCCGUUGGGCUUUAUGUUGAUGCUGGCUCGCGUUACGAGUCUGCUUCUACAUCUGGGGCAAGCCAUUUCAUCGACAGAAUGGCUUUCAAAACAACGUCAACGCGAAGUAACGAGCAAAUGGCUGACGCGGUCCAGUCGCUAGGCGGCCAAAUACUGUGCUCAUCUUCAAGAGAAGCGAUGAUGUACCAGUCCUCCCACUUCGACCAGGGAACACCGCAAGCGCUCUCACUUAUUGCUGACACUGUCCUCAAUCCAGCAUUUCUCCCCGAAGAAAUUGAGGUCCAUCGAGACGCAGUGCGCUACGAGAUUCGAGAACUAUCUAGCAAACCCGAGCAGAUAAUUCCCGAGAUACUCCAUAACGUUGCAUAUGGCGGAACUGGCCUCGGGAAUCCUCUCAUGUGCGCCGAAGAGCGAAUUGACUCCAUAAACGGUCACACGCUUCGUUCGUUCAUGAAGCAGUGGUACAGGCCAGAGAGAAUGGUUAUUGCUGGGGCAGGGAUGCCACACCAACAACUUGUUGAGCUAACAGAACAAUACUUCUCGUCCUUAAAAUCACCAGAGGUUGACGCCUCAACCCUUCAAACCCGACACGUUCCUCCACUUCCGCUCUCUUCAUCCUCCCAACCCUCUGUUGUGAUAAAAUCACGAGCUGCAUCCUAUCUCUAUCCAACUCCAUCAUCCAACGACUCGGCGUUGGCCAAUGCGACGCUGGGAAGUUCAUAUACCGGCGGACAUCGGUUUAUCUAUAGUCCUGAAGCCGAGUUCAAUCACCUUUACCUUGGUUUCGAAGGGGCGGGUAUUCACGACGACGAUAUCUAUGCUCUUGCAACGAUGCAAGUUCUUCUUGGUGGCGGUGGAAGCUUUUCCGCUGGUGGCCCAGGAAAGGGCAUGUACAGCCGACUCUACACCCACAUUCUCAACCGCUACCCCCAAAUUGACCAUUGCGCCUCGUUCCACCAUAUCUAUUCUGACUCGUCGCUCUUUGGUCUUUUUGCGUCUUUCGUCCCCGCCGUCAAAGGACAGCGCGGAGGCGACAAGCCCAGUGCGAUCAUGCCCCUUCUAGCGCACCAGCUCAGUCUUCUUCUCUACACCUCAGUUCCCCAAGAGGAGCUCCAGCGUGCCAAGAACCAGCUCAAAUCGGCCCUCACUAUGGCAUUAGAGAGUCGCGCCGUAGAAGUGGAGGACCUUGGCCGUCAGAUCCUUGUUCACGGUCGGAAGUUGUCGAUGGACGAAAUGGCUGCCAAAAUCGACUUGUUGCAAUCCGCAGAUAUCAACAAAGUUGCCCAACGUGUGUUUGGUCCCGCUUCAGGCAACAAACCCACCCUUGUCUGCAUGGGCCACGACGAUGCUGGCGCAUGGCGAGACGUGUUGAAAAAGUACUCCGUAGCGUCCUAA
Messenger RNA from Mycena indigotica, 1551 nucleotides. RefSeq lists its product as uncharacterized. The transcript is spliced from 3 exons. Gene Ontology annotation, cellular component: mitochondrion. NCBI's taxonomy places the organism in Eukaryota, Fungi, Basidiomycota, Agaricomycetes, Agaricales, Mycenaceae. The record is from RefSeq and is a predicted model, not a curated record. Gene Ontology annotation, molecular function: metal ion binding; metalloendopeptidase activity. The coding region runs from base 13 to 1551 and encodes 512 amino acids.